Penicillium soppii is the source of this 252-nucleotide messenger RNA. RefSeq lists its product as uncharacterized. The coding region runs from base 1 to 252 and encodes 83 amino acids. The transcript has 2 exons. Lineage: Eukaryota; Fungi; Ascomycota; Eurotiomycetes; Eurotiales; Aspergillaceae. The record is from RefSeq and is a predicted model, not a curated record.
AUGUCUGAAGCAGACUCCCAACGUCCUGCUAAGGGCAAGGAACCUUUAUUCGAGAGGAUUUUCGAGCAUCAUCAUCAUCACAACGAGGAAGAAGAAUGUCACGCUGAUAAGAAGAAUGGAGUGUCGAACAACAAGGAUAAACCAAAAUCCUAUAAAGACUAUCUGGAAAAGGACGAGAAAGCCCUCAAAGAUUAUUACGAGAAGGACAAGGAAUUGGAAGCCGAGGGUCAGACCUAUGGGGGUUUGAUGUAA